This is a messenger RNA of Trichomonas vaginalis G3, 516 nucleotides long. RefSeq lists its product as uncharacterized. The record is from RefSeq and is a predicted model, not a curated record. The transcript has a single exon. NCBI's taxonomy places the organism in Eukaryota, Parabasalia, Trichomonadida, Trichomonadidae. The annotation marks the transcript as partial.
AUGAGGGUUAAGACAAAACUUAAGAAUCCACGAUCAACAUUAGGUAAAUCUAUCAAAGAAAUAUUAAAUCGAGCAGGCAAGCGACAAAUUUCACAUCCAAAGCAAAACCAAACUUACGAAAACGAUGAUUCUGCAUCUGAGAGUCGGCGAAGUAGUACAAGAAUUAACGAAAUCUUACAUUUUCAAAAUAAUUUUGUAAGAAACAAUUCUAAUUCAAAUUUCAUAUUAGAAAGUAUAUCAGAAGAAGUCGAAGAUCAAUUAUUUAACGAAUCACCAAUUAAAAAAUCUAUUAAUAAUAAAAUUUCUGAAUUAAUUCCAUCACAAGACCAAUUACAGCUUGACGACAUUACAGAAGAAAAAUCCGAAAUAAAUACAUCAAUAAUUUCCACAAAUACAAAAAAUUCAUAUUCAUAUUUUGAAGAAGAAGAAAACGAAGAUAAUUUCGAGUUUUAUCCAGAAUAUGACUAUUACAAACCUCGUCAACCUUACGAAAAACCUAAGAAAGGCUCAAAAAGA